UAGCAGGGAGACCCGGCAUCAUGGCGGAUCAAAACAACACAGACGAUAAAGGGAAGUUCUACAGUGAAAUUUUAAGCCCGUCGGAGCUGUUCGCAGCCCGCUCCCGCAGUCACAAAAUCCCCGUCAGAGGACAGAAGGACUUCUUCCCCGAUGACUCCGAAGAGCAGAAGCAGCGACUCGAGCAGAGCCUGAAUGAACACUGGAGCCUCCUCUCAGAGGAGAGAGUGGAGAGGCUCCGUGCUGAAGCUCAGGGGGAAUGCUCCACUGAGAAGAUGGAGGAGGAUAAAUGCAACGAAGGCGAGGAAGAUGAAAAGCUUGCAGAGCCUCCGGAGGCCCAGAGUUCAGCAGACGAGGGCGGAAGCAGGAGCUGGUGGAUGAUGGAUGUUCUCGGGGACUCGGACAAAGAUUCCGGUCACGGCUCCAGAUCUGGCUCCUCGUGCUGGGACUUCAGCUCCAUCUCUUUCCCUGACCUGGGCUCCACCUCCAGGGAGCACUUCCGCAGUCACCUGGCCCCUCCAGACCCCUCUCUGCUGCCCGGGGAUUUGAAGGUGGGCUUCUGUGACGUUGCCCCCUGGAGGCAGAAAAUAAACCUGCGGCAGGUGAAGAUGUCAGCCAGUGAGCAGAAGAGGGAGAAAUACAGGCGGCGGUGGGACGUCAACAAAAACAGAGAGGUACGGCGGUGCAGAAACUGGGCGGAGUAUCAGGAGCUGAUGGCGAGGCGGAAGGGUAAGCGGGAAGGUCGACCAGCACACCUGUGGAACAGGGAAGUUACUCCGUUACAUGACCCGACACAGCCAAUCGCCACAGGAGAACUGCUGAAAAAAAUCAGCGUGAUCAAACCGACUCAUUUGCUGGAGGGAGCGUCCAGGUUAAAAGAUGCGGACGAUUGGAGGAUUUGUUUCAAUGUUUACCAGCCCAACACGGUGGCCGACUUCAAGAAGAGCAACCCGGGGAAACCGUACUCACGCAUGUGUGUGUGCAGUUUCGAUGACCCCGUGCCCGACCUGCGAGCCAUCAAGCUGCUGGCCUAUCAGAGCGGAGAUAUCCCAGUGGUCAUAGCUGUGGUGGACUAUGGAGACAUAUCGUUCUACACCUUCAAAGACUUCCAGCUCCCGACUGAUGUUUACCCCUAAGAACCACCCACCCACCCGGGACUAUUUAAUAAACCUGUUUGCUGGACUGGCUGCAUUUUCUGUGAUUUAUGGUGGAAAGAUGGUUUUGGUAAAAACAAACAAAAAAGAACAAGUGUGUUCUGACAAUGUUUGCGUACAAUUUGGCUCCAGUUUACAUCUAAAGACAAUUUUAUUGAUCAUCUUGACUCAUAAGUCCUUUAUGAUGAUGAAAACAAGGGAUCAGGAAACUUUGUC
Neolamprologus brichardi is the source of this 1367-nucleotide messenger RNA. Lineage: Eukaryota; Metazoa; Chordata; Actinopteri; Cichliformes; Cichlidae. The record is from RefSeq and is a predicted model, not a curated record.